CUGUUAACGUCCCAAGGUCUAGCAGGAGUUCAGUAUCCUCCCUGCUCCGGGCCUCCAUGCGUCAACAUCGUCCACCCCACCAGAGAAAAUGCUGAGACUGCUGGGCACAGAGGACUAUGAGGUGGGCACCAGGAUCAAAGGUGUCAGCGCCCGUGCCAUCUUCACCUUGGCCUUGGGGGCUGUUGGAUUUCUUCUCUUGGGAUUCAUCAUAGGAUGGUUUGCAAAAUCCAGUGGAAACUCAAGUCCUUCUCAAGAGCCUCAAAGCAUGAGAAAAGCCUUUUGGGAUGAGAUGAAAGCAGAAAAUAUCAAACAGUAUCUCCACAAUUUUACUCAGGUCCCUCAUUUAGCUGGCACCGAGGCAAACUUUCUUCUUGCCAAACAAAUCCAAUCCCAGUGGAAGGAAUAUGGAUUGGAUAAUGUGGAACUGGCUCAUUAUGACAUUCUACUGUCGUAUCCAAAUGAAUCAAAUCCCAACUACAUCUCUAUUAUAGAUGAGCAAGGACAAGAGUUAUUAAAAACAUCUUUAUUUGAGCCCAUUCCACCGGGAUAUGAAAAUAUUACAGAUGUUGUCCCUCCAUACAAUGCAUACUCUGCAUCGGGUACACCUGAGGGAGAACUUAUUUAUGUAAAUUAUGCACGUACAGAAGACUUUCACUAUCUUGACCGGGUUUUGAACAUUAGUGUCCAAGGGAAGAUUGCUAUCGCGAGAUAUGGAAAAAUCUUUAGAGGUAAUAAGGUUCGCAAUGCAGAGCAAGCAGGAGCUAAGGGGAUUAUCCUGUAUUCAGAUCCGGCUGAUUAUUGUGCUCCGGGAGUUGAACCCUAUCCUAUCGGCUGGAAUCUGCCGGGUGGUGGUGCCCAACGUGGUAAUGUCCUUAAUCUUAAUGGAGCUGGAGAUCCUCUGACACCUGGCUAUCCUGCAAAAGAAUACACUUACAGGUCAGAUGUAAAGGAUGGUGUAGGACUUCCUAAAAUCCCAGUACACCCUAUUGGUUAUAAUGAUGCUGAAAAGUUACUACGUAACAUGGGAGGUGCUCCAGCUCCGAACAGCGCCUGGAAAGGAAAUCUGAAUGUGUCUUAUAACAUCGGACCUGGCUUCUCUGAAAGUUAUGUGACCCAGAAGGUCAAAAUGCACAUCCACUCCUACAACGAGAUAAGGAGAGUAUAUAAUGUUCUAGGAACCAUCAAGGGUGCAGUGGAGCCAGACAGAUAUGUCAUCCUUGGGGGCCACAGGGAUUCAUGGGUGUUUGGAGGGCUUGACCCACAAAGUGGAGCAGCUGUAGUGAAUGAAAUUGUCAGAAGUGCUGGGAGAUUGAAAAGGCAAGGUUGGAGGCCAAGGAGGACAAUGAUUUUUGCCAGUUGGGAUGCAGAAGAGUUUGGACUUUUGGGUUCUACGGAGUGGGCUGAGGAAAAUGUAAAACUACUGGAAAAAAGGGCAGUGGCGUAUAUCAAUGCAGAUUCCUCUGUGGAAGGGAAUUAUACUUUAAGAAUUGACUGCACCCCUCUACUAUAUCAGCUGGUUUACCGUUUAGCAAAGGAGAUUCCUAGCCCAGAUGAAGGAUUUGAAGGUAAAUCCCUCUAUGAAAGCUGGCACCAAAAAAAUAACUGGACAGACUAUAAGGACGCACCAAGGAUAAACAAGCUGGGGUCAGGAAAUGAUUUUGAAGUAUUUUUUCAGCGUCUUGGCAUCGUCUCUGGAAGAGCUCGCUACACAAAAAAUUCGAAAGAGGGAAGGUACAGCGGCUACCCCGUCUACCACAGUGUCUAUGAGACCUUUGAGAUUGUGGAUAAAUUCUAUGACCCCAGUUAUAAAAAUCACCUGGCAGUGGCGAAAGUGCGAGGUGGGCUCGUCUUUGACCUGGCUAAUGAGGUGGUUAUCCCCUUCAACGCCCAAGACUAUGCAGGCGCACUGAAUAAUUACGCCAACGUCGUACACAACAUAGCACAGAAACAUGAGCUGCAAUUAGCGACCUAUAAUGUCUCCUUUGAGGCACUUUUUUCUGCCAUUGAAAAUUUCACAAAAUCUUCUGCAUCAUUUCACACGAGGUUGAAAGAACUUGAUGUUAGAAACCCUCUAGAAGUUCGGUCUGUGAAUGAUCAGCUAAUGUACUUGGAGAGAGCAUUUAUUGACCCUUUGGGUUUACCUGGACGUCCCUUCUACAGGCACAUCGUCUACGCUCCAAGCAGUCAUAAUAAGUAUAUGGGGGAAUCUUUCCCUGGGAUCUAUGACGCACUCUUCGACAUUGAGAACAAAAGUGACCAACGCUUGGCAUGGGAAGAAGUCAAGAAACAAAUUUCUAUAGCCGCCUUCACGGUCCAGGCUGCGGGGCAGACGCUGGAGGAUGUCUUAUAAUUAUAAUGUAUAUAGCAUAUUUAUAUUCUAAGUUAAUGACUCGAAAUUUCACAAGGUCCUGAUUAUUUACCCUCUAUUAAGUUCUUUUACUUAAUAUUUUGCCUUAAUACCAUUCACCUAAGAAGGG
This is a messenger RNA of Bufo bufo (common toad), 2477 nucleotides long. RefSeq names its product putative N-acetylated-alpha-linked acidic dipeptidase. Bases 89 to 2350 code for a protein of 753 amino acids. The record is from RefSeq and is a predicted model, not a curated record. The transcript has 19 exons. Lineage: Eukaryota; Metazoa; Chordata; Amphibia; Anura; Bufonidae. Gene Ontology annotation, molecular function: carboxypeptidase activity.